Messenger RNA from Panicum virgatum (switchgrass), 1153 nucleotides. RefSeq names its product probable esterase PIR7A. NCBI's taxonomy places the organism in Eukaryota, Viridiplantae, Streptophyta, Magnoliopsida, Poales, Poaceae. The record is from RefSeq and is a predicted model, not a curated record. Gene Ontology annotation, molecular function: methyl salicylate esterase activity; methyl indole-3-acetate esterase activity; methyl jasmonate esterase activity. The transcript is spliced from 3 exons. The coding region runs from base 236 to 1051 and encodes 271 amino acids. Gene Ontology annotation, biological process: salicylic acid metabolic process; jasmonic acid metabolic process.
CACGCGAACGCCUGGUGGAAGAGUAAGGCAGCGUAAAAAGACGAACUGACAAGGUUCCAUACGGUGGAACCUGUCUGCGCCGGGUUCGAGCAUGCGUGUGUGAUCGUGGGGUCGUCAGGCAGAAGCGCGAAAAAAAAAAAACAGAGCCAAGUGAACCGGGCUCCAUGCUCUUGGUGCUGUUCUUGCCAAAUCUUGCGUUGACUUCACCGUCCGUGGUGAGUUCAGGCCUUCAGGGAUGGAGGAGAUCGGCAAGAGGCGGCGUCAACACCACUUCGUGCUCGUGCACGGCCUCUGCCACGGCGCGUGGUGCUGGUACAAGGUGGCCACCGUCCUGGAAUCCGCCGGCCACCGCGUCACCGCGUUCGACCAGCCCGCGUGCGGCGCUAACGCCGUGCGCGCCGAGGAGGUGCUCUCGUUCGAGGAGUACUCCCGGCCGCUCCUCCGCGCCGUGGCCGCCGCGCCGCCGGAGGAGAAGGUCGUCCUCGUCGGGCACAGCUUCGGCGGGCACAACCUCGCGCUCGCCAUGGAAGCCCACCCGGAGAAGGUCGCUGUCGCCAUCUUCGUCUCCGCGCCCAUGCCGGUGGCCGGCCGGCCCAUGUCAGCGGUCCUGGAACAGCAUCUCCAAGGAGAUUCAGCGCCGCAUUUCUUCUUGGAUUGCACAUUUGGAAUCGUGGAGACAGGCUCGGAGAAUCCAGCGGAAACAUUCCUGGUCGGCCCCGAGUGGAUGUCACGGAGGAUGUAUCAGCUCAGCCCUCCAGAGGAUCUGACACUUGCCAGGUUGCUGGUUAGGCCGGCGCAGAUGUUCCUCAGGGACGAGGCCAUGACCGGGGAGAAGGUUCUCACGGAGGGCAGGUACGGCGCGGUGAGCCGAGUGUUCGUCGUCGCCGAGGAAGACAAGACGUGGCCGGCGGAGGAGCAGCGGCGGGUGGCGGUCUCCUGCGGCCCCGGCGUGGAGGUCAGGGCCAUCGGUGGAGCUGAUCACAUGCCCAUGUUCUCGAAGCCAGCGGAGCUCGCGCAACUCAUCAUGGAAGUAGCGGAAAAGUACAGUUGAUCGGGAGGAAGAGAGAUUAAUUUGAAAAGGAAUGAGAGCUGAGAGAGAUUUUUUUUUAAAAAAAAACUGGCUGUUCAAUCAUUGAGACAGACAUUGAUGCUA